Molecule: messenger RNA, 1114 nt
Organism: Pseudomyrmex gracilis
Lineage: Eukaryota; Metazoa; Arthropoda; Insecta; Hymenoptera; Formicidae
Exons: 1
Coding region: 1-687 (228 amino acids)
Source: RefSeq, a predicted model, not a curated record
AUGAAGUUUCAAUUGACGCUAAUUGCACUCUUGGCCGUUGCCGGUCUGAGUCAGGCUCGCAAUUUCCCAGAUUUCGGCAAGGGUCCUCUUCAUGAAGAUAUCCAAGACAUACUGGAUCUGGUUCCUAUAGACGAAAUUAAGGAUGUCUUUGAAGAGUACGCCAAGAAAGACGACGAAGUAAAAUCUAUAAUUGAAAUCGCCGAAAGCACGUCUAUAGUCAAAAACCUGGUGGAAGAUUUCGAGGCCAUUCCCGAGGCGAUCAAUUUUUUUAAUUAUCUACACAAAAAAAAAGUCUAUAUCUAUGACGUAAUGAAUGCACUUAACAAAAGACUCGGCAUAAAAAAAGAACUGGUACCACCGUCUGUCUUGGUUCGCGAACCGUAUACCAACCCCAUGCGAACCGGUGGGCUCGCCGGACUUUUUAAAGACAUUAAGGUGCUAUUCAACUAUGACGAUUUUAUUCGUAUCUACGUGCAAAAAUCGAAAACCUCAAAACCUUUCUCCAAAUUCAUCGAUCAGCUAAAAUCUAAAAAUUUCCAGGAACUCGUUAAUCAAGUUUACGAAAUCAAGUCCUUCCAGCUUAUUUUAUAUACUCUUCACGAUGCUGGAGUGGAUACGCGAAUCGUAUCCGAUAUCAUGUACAUUGUUCUCGGUAUCACUACACCGAACUAUCCUGAUUUUUUUUAAAUAAGUUUAACUAACAGAUCUUUUUGAAACUUGAUUUUGGGUACAAAAAGAGAAAUAAAAAAUGAUCAAAUAUAUAAAUAAAAAUUGUGUAUACACAAUUCUUCACAAGUCUAUACUUUUAUAUUCAAAUUGUUUUUUUGUAUGUUGCGCUAAAAACAUUUCAUGUACUUUAUACUAUUUUUGUAAAAUAAACUCAACGCAAUUGAAUAAAAGCGAUAUGCGCAUUCAAAGAUGAAAUAGGUAUUUUACAGUAUAGAAAAUAUUUUUACGUUUAUCGAUUAAUGUGAUUAAGCUUUGACAAUACAGAAAAUAUAAUUACUGUACAAAUUAUUUGAUUUGUAAAUGUUGUCACUAUUUUACAAUAUUUCAGAGAAUUGUGAUUAAUAAUCGUAUAUUUGAUUAUGAAUAAAUCAUUAUAAAAGUUUAA